This is a messenger RNA of Octopus bimaculoides (California two-spot octopus), 1228 nucleotides long. RefSeq names its product mediator of RNA polymerase II transcription subunit 18. The record is from RefSeq and is a predicted model, not a curated record. Gene Ontology annotation, cellular component: mediator complex; core mediator complex. NCBI's taxonomy places the organism in Eukaryota, Metazoa, Mollusca, Cephalopoda, Octopoda, Octopodidae. Gene Ontology annotation, biological process: termination of RNA polymerase II transcription; regulation of transcription by RNA polymerase II. Gene Ontology annotation, molecular function: transcription coregulator activity.
CGUUUUUUGAGUCAACACCGUGUAAUAUACGCCAUUAAGUUUUGAAUGCUUUGGCGGUCGAUGCUUUCUUUGUUCUUUCAUUAACAAACAGAAAAUACAUCCAGAGUUUAAUUUAAUUUGUUAUUUUACCAAUUAUAGAAAUGUUUGUUUUAAUGAUACGAUAAUUGGAAAUCGCUAAUCGAUCAAACAACAGCAAUGGAAGGUUCGGUUUCCACGCAUCGGCAUCAAGCCACUCCGUUCCACGAAUAUUUAUUGCAAGGAAGCGUCGUCGACAGUUCUUGUGAAGUUCUUCUCAACCGACUACGGGGUCUUUGUGAUAAUGCUGAAAACAACUACGAGACAUUCCAUGAUCAUGAACUUGUGUUUGCUAUGAGAGGAACCAGCAACCAGAAUAGCCAGGCUGUUUUCUACAGAGUACGUCAUAGUCUGACAGCUGCAAAUGCACCAUGGCAUUUACGCUACAUUGGCCAGGCUGAAGUCGGGGACAAAACCCGUCACACACUGGUGAGGACCUAUGUUGAUGUCGGGACCUCAGAUAAUGUUGUCGCUUUUCUUAAUGAAAUGGGUUUCAGGCUGGAUUAUGAAUAUGUCAUAAAAGGAUAUUUCUUUCACAAAGGAAGAAUGAAAGUUACCGUUUCCAAAAUUUUCAGAAUGCUGCAACCAAAUAAUGUAGAAAGUAUUGAACCUCUUUCACUCUCCUACCUUGUGGAACUCUCAGUUGUGGCUCCAGCUGGACAGGAAUUACUCCAAGAUGACAUGAAGAAUUUUGCUGAACAACUUAAACCAUUAGUCCAAUUAGAGAAAAUUGAUCACCGACGAAUAACAAUGAUGUGAACCAGAUGCAGUACUUAGCAGAGUGAUUAAUUACCAAAAUCUUUUUACCAGUUUCACUAUGAUGUUGAUCAUAACUGGAUUACAAAGACAAUUGCCAGACGCUUCCAGAAGUUCAUAUUCCAGACUAACGAUGUUAAUGAAUCCUUACUUUGGUAUUUUAUCAGAAUUUGUUUCUUUUUAAUCAAAAUUCAAUCCAAAACUAUGAAGUUGAAAAAUGUAUUACAAUUAACACAUUUUAUCUGAAUUAUUAAAAAGAAAUGUUCUUUACAGUUAUUCUCUUCUGAUAAUACCUUAUUGAGGUGCAGAUAUAUCUUCCACCUGAUUAAUAUAUGAAACCUGUUAUAGUUCUGUGAGCUCACUUUACUCAGAAAAUAAAAGUACAAAAGUAACUCUA